CUCACACUCCCCUCAACUCUCUUCACAAUCACAGCAACUUCAGCCCACAGCUAGUGUUGUCGACUUACAAACUGUUUCGCGACAACUACCUUAUCAGCAUUCACCAUGGCCCCCAACAGAGUAAUCCUCGUUACCGGUGCCAACUCCGGCAUCGGGUACGACACCAGCUACGCCCUGGCCGCCGCCUCGGCCAACAACCACGUAAUCAUGGGCUGUCGUAGCCUAACCAAAGGCACCAAGGCCCUCGAGGAGCUCCAGGCCCGCAAGCCAGCCGGGACGCUAAGCCUCCUGGAGCUAGACGUGUCCACGGACGAGUCGAUCGCAUCCGCCGUCGAGAAGAUAACCGCCGACCACGGCGUCCUGGACGUGCUCGUCAACAACGCCGGCAUCAUCUUCCCGCGGGCCGAAAGCCGCCGCGCCGCCUUGGCGGAGACGAUGAACGUCAACGCCUUCGGGCCCCUCCUGCUCGCCGAGGCGCUGCUCCCGCUCCUGAAGAAGUCCGAGGACCCCCGCAUCAUCAACGUCUCCUCCGGGCUGGGGUCCAUCAGCGAGCGGCUCGUCCCGGACCAGUUCGGCUCCGACAUCACGGCUGAGAAUUACCGCAUGUCCAAGGCGGCUAUGAAUAUGGCCACGGCCUGCUUGUAUAUGAACAAUAGGGCGUGGGGGGUUAAGGUGUGGUCGUUCUGCCCCGGGUAUGUGGUGACCAAUCUGUCGGGCGAGGAGGAUCGGGAGAACCGAGUCAAGCAAGGGGCCGAGAGCUCCGAGACGAGUGCCGUGGGGAUUCUGGAGAUUGUCGAGGGGAAGAGGGACGCGGAGGUUGGAACGUUUAUUCAGAGACGGGGCGGCCGCUAUGACUGGUAGAGUCUAGACGGUUUCUUCGAUCGCUGAGGGGACUAAGCUCGGGU
Messenger RNA from Sodiomyces alkalinus F11, 905 nucleotides. Its product is annotated as short chain dehydrogenase. The coding region runs from base 106 to 861 and encodes 251 amino acids. NCBI's taxonomy places the organism in Eukaryota, Fungi, Ascomycota, Sordariomycetes, Glomerellales, Plectosphaerellaceae. The record is from RefSeq and is a predicted model, not a curated record. The transcript has 2 exons.